Messenger RNA from Pecten maximus, 3267 nucleotides. RefSeq names its product transmembrane emp24 domain-containing protein eca-like. The record is from RefSeq and is a predicted model, not a curated record. Gene Ontology annotation, biological process: endoplasmic reticulum to Golgi vesicle-mediated transport; Golgi organization; intracellular protein transport. Lineage: Eukaryota; Metazoa; Mollusca; Bivalvia; Pectinida; Pectinidae. Gene Ontology annotation, cellular component: endoplasmic reticulum-Golgi intermediate compartment; Golgi apparatus; endoplasmic reticulum. The transcript is spliced from 5 exons. Bases 41 to 697 code for a protein of 218 amino acids.
CUACGCAUGUGUGAACGUGUCACUUCCUUUCAUCGCAACCAUGGCCGGCAAAGCAGCAUUUUGUAGCAUUUUUGCUGUUUUAGUUUCCAUUUCAUCAGUUUCUGGCUUAUAUUUUCAUAUAGGAGAAACUGAGAAAAAAUGUUUUAUAGAAGAAAUACCAGAUGAAACCAUGGUCGUAGGCCAUUACAAAGUUGAGAUUCUAGACAACAAUAUAAAUGACUAUGUACCAACAGUAUAUGGAUUAGGAAUGCACGUAGAGAUCAGAGAUCCUGAAGAUAAAGUUGUGAUGUCACGGACUUACGCUGCUGAAGGACGUUUCACAUUCACAUCUCAUCUGGCUGGAGAACAUGUGGUUUGUCUCCACUCCAACUCCACAGCCUGGUUCUCCAGUGGACAAUUGAGAGUUCAUCUGGACAUACAAGUGGGAGAGCAUGCUGUAGAUUACUCUCAGAUCCAGGCAAAAGACAAACUAUCAGAGCUCCAACUCAGGAUCCGCCAGCUUCUCGACCAGGUAGAGCAGAUCACAAAGGAACAGAAUUACCAAAGGUACCGAGAGGAAAGGUUCAGACAGACAAGCGAGAGCACAAACCAGAGAGUAUUGUGGUGGUCCAUUGCCCAGACCCUUAUUCUCCUGCUUACCGGUUUCUGGCAGAUGAGGCAUCUUAAGAGUUUCUUUGAGGCCAAGAAGUUGGUGUAGGCCAUAUAAUCAUCCUAAGGCAGCAAACUGGCUGUAGAUCAGGAGUUAGUGGAUCUUAUCCUCAGGAAUUAUUUCUAGAUGUACAGGGUAAAUUAAACAAAACUAUUGAGACUUGUCUCUUUUGUGUACAUCAGCUUCUUGAUUAUUGGAAUGAAAUUGCUUUUUAAUUUGCAAUUAAUAAAUCAUUAUGUCAUAAUCAGGCAAUGCAAUCUAUAUGUGGUUCACAGUUUGGUUUAAGAUAUCUCGUUCUCUUAGUUUUAAAUUCCAUAGUGCCAUGUGCAAAAAAAAAAAAAAAUGAAAAGCAUUCUUCAUUCUUCAAAAAGAAGGACAGGAAGGUAUACCAACUUCUGAAGUUUCAAAUCAUGAAGACAGAAAUCUGAUUCAGUAAAGAGCUACAAAUAUCAUUUUUUUUCCUGAAUUUAGCAUUUUUUGAAAAGAUAAAGGGCCAUAACUCCUGAUACACAGCUUGUUGAAAAAUAUUGCACUUUUCAUACAUGUAUCAAUUUAAAUAAGAACAAGAAAUGUGAUAAAGAUAUGAUGCUGUUAAUGAACCAUUUGUUGUAUAUUAUGUCAGGUCAAAGUACAAUUGACAUUUUGAUAAAAAAUAUAUUCAAAUAGUUUGGUUUAGAACACAUAUUCUCAAUAGAUAAACAGGAAUGAAAUUAUCACAGAUAUUGUUUGGCUAGACUGUAAACUUAUGUAUGCUCUCUGUAUGAUCCCAAGUAAACAAUGUAGCACCAUUUUAAAAUUGGCACAUAUUCUAGGUGUAUCUCUUUCAACUGAUUUAAUUGAAUUCUUUUCUUCUUACAAGCGUCAUUUGUAUUGGUUAGAAAAUUAAAUAUGGUUACUCUUAAAUGUGUUAUCAUACAUUAUUGAAUAGAUUAAAAAAUAUAAGUGAUUUUGUAGGCUAAGCCACUAAAGGGCCGAUUUCAAGUCAGCUGUUUCUAGUCCUGUAUCAUUUGGCCUGAGAUCCGUAGCUCUACCUUGUUCUGAAAACUUUAAUUUUUGUGGGAAAAGGUAUUUUAUUAUACCCUUAUAUUAUAUCCUAUGUUUCCCCCCGACUUUUAAGGAUAUUAAAUUGAAGUGCUUUUAAAAAAAAUGGCUUUACAGAAGUUGAGCUAUGUUUUUUUGUGAUAGUUCAUUCAAGAAUUUUUAUUUGAUGUGAGGAUGUAUGAUUGUGAAAAUGAAAGAAAUAGAUCUUAGAUAAUUGAACUGGUAUCAAUACAUAUUGUAACUACUGCCAGUUGGUACAUCAGUAUAGUGUGAUGGUGAGUGUAAGCUUGAUGGUAUGGUAGGAUCCUAAUCCCUUUUCAAUACUAGAUAUUUUCUUAAGAAUGGAUGAAGGUAUUUCUUGGGUUGGAAUGUACAUGAUGUUGAGAAAUAAUUGUUUAUUCUCCUGAAGAUUAAGAUGAUAUAAUUUCAUAACAUGUUUAGUCAGAAACUUCAUACAUACAAAAUCAUAUACAUUUUGUAUAAAGGAUUGUAAUCCGCAUGGAAGAAAUUUGUGCAUCACAAUGUUUUGUGAUUUCAUUUUGCUGAUUGUGUUGACCGAAUUUAAUUUUAUAUUCAUUCUGAUGCAAUUAGGUAGAAGAAUACUAUUAUCAAUUGGGUUACAUGCUUGUUUUCAUAUAAAGAGUGAAUGUUUUAUACUUAGUACAAACUGUUUGUAUAUUUUAGUAUAAAUAUUUUCAGUCCAAUGUAUAUGUAGUUGUACAGUAAUUCUCUGUAAGGUUCACAUUCAUAAUGCACUUUGAAAAAAUCCUAUACAGAUAUGUGUAUGCUGUAAACUGUGUGUGCUUUGCUUGUAAUUUAAAUGUGGUCUACACGAUUUAACUACAUGUGUGAUUAUCUCUUGCUUUGAUUUCACAACUUGCCCCAAGUCAGUAGCUUGCUAUCCGGACGCAAUGUCUUUUUAAAACAAUUUCCAUCACCAUUCCUUGUGUUUCGUAGAGUUGGUUUGUUAAAAGUUCAUGUGUCCCAUGAGUUUGUGAGAAAUAAACUACUGGCAUAAAAGUCACAUUUAAUUUGCACGCAUUUAUUAGAGUUACGGUAUAUAACCACUAUCUCGGCACAAUAUGUACAGCCAUAUUGAACCAGUAAUGACAGGAUUAUGUGGGCAUUACAUAUACUUUCUUCCCUUCAAAGGAAAUUGCAUGUUUCUAUUUUGCAUGACUGCUCAAUUCAUGCUUGAUAUAACUUCAUUAUAUUCUAAAAGUCAUAAAUAUUUUCCAUCAUCACGUUUAUUAAAAAGCACAGUGCUACCAUGCACAAUUUAUGAUUUAUCCAUUUCAACAAUACUAACAAAUAAUUUUUGUCCUCUUUAAGUAAUAAUUGUUUGCUUUAGUUUUGCUGUUUAGUGUCAUUUCUGCUGCUAUCUUAUGAAAGUAAAUUGUGAGAGUGAGAGAAUUUAUCUUUUCUGCAUCAGCGUGAUAGUCAUAAUAAAUAAGUUAUUAUUUCCAGUAUCUGACUGAUAGUCUCGUAUCCCCAUAGUGUUUCUCCGUUUAUUUAUUGUGACUGAACAUGUUAUCGUGAGGAAGUGUGAAAUUGGAAUAAAGAGUAAAUACACUUUC